AUGAUAAUGGCGCAUUUUUCUCUUAUCCGAAACAUUAUUUUUUUUCGUCGCACGAAAUCGAAAGGAUACUACCUACUGAUUAUCCACCGAGGCUGGCAAUCAUCUACAGUUGAUGGUUGCUGUGUGGAUGACAGUUAAAGCUUGCAUUAUGAUCCUAGGCAGAUUAUGAGGAUUUGAUCGGAAACUGGUGUCGUAUUGUCCGGAAUAGUGGUUUAUUUCAUUCUGCAUCGAUACCUUUCAAAACCUGGAUGUAUGGUGCACACUCUGUUCACAUUUUCAGCUCCAUUUAUCUUUUUGAGAAAAAUAAAUGGACAUAUCGAUUUUGGGAGUUCCAUGGUAUAUAGAAGCUUGUUUUGGGUUAAAGGUAACUCGGUUGAUUUGAAGGCAGUGCCCAUAUGCCAAACUGGGAAUUCUUUACUUACUAGAAGGAACACUUCUUAUAUGCAUUCAUCUAAACUCAAGGGUGUGCUGGAUAAUAAUGUCGAAGAAUCAUCUGAUGUUGAUGAUGAUGAUGAGCUCUGUCCAGUUGAAUGUGUAAAAGAGUUUUAUACUGAUGAAGAAUUCUUAACGAUUCUUGAGAAGGCUAAGGAAACAAAUGCAUUAGUUGUUGUGGAUUUUUAUCGAACUUCCUGUGGAAGCUGCAAAUACAUCGAACAAGGCUUUGUAAAGAUAUGCAAGGGAUCUGGUGAUCAAGAUGCUCCCGUUAUUUUCCUGAAACACAAUGUAAUUGACGAGUAUGAUGAACAAUCCGAGGUUGCUGACCGCCUCCGAAUUAAGACGGUUCCACUUUUCCAUUUCUACAAAAACGGUGUCCUACUUGAAGCGUUUGCAACCAGAGACAAGGAGCGAAUACGCGACGCCAUUCUCAAGUACACAGGUUCUGCUCCUCAAGAAGUCGAAUCGAUUGCAUGAUGUUUAUAGUAUUUUUCUUGUAUUACUACCAUACGACUCUAGCGACGCUGGUGCAUAGAUUAUUCAGUCGCUACAUUUGUAACUUACUUCCUACAUGUUGAAACUCAAAUUAGCAGAACAAGUACUGAUAUAUAAUAUGAGUUGCUAAACUCGAUUGUAUCA
This is a messenger RNA of Salvia hispanica, 1074 nucleotides long. Its product is annotated as Thioredoxin superfamily protein. The record is from RefSeq and is a predicted model, not a curated record. Gene Ontology annotation, cellular component: chloroplast. Lineage: Eukaryota; Viridiplantae; Streptophyta; Magnoliopsida; Lamiales; Lamiaceae.